This is a messenger RNA of Blepharisma stoltei, 2102 nucleotides long. The record is from the annotation of a GenBank genome assembly. Lineage: Eukaryota; Ciliophora; Heterotrichea; Heterotrichida; Blepharismidae.
AUGAAAAACGACGUGGAAAUUAUAAGUCAAAUUAGUGAUGCUCCCACAAUCCAAACUUUCGAAUCUGACACAGAAGUCCCUGAAGAUCCUGUUGAGGAGCCAGUUUAUCUAGACCGAAAACGAUUUGGAUUUUACAAAAUAAUAGAGUCUCGAGGGGAAGGAAUUGACAAGCCAGGGACGAUUGAUGAAGUCAUAAUAAGAAUGUGUGAUACUACAGAAGAACUGAAUGAACUUGGAGAUCCAAUAGAAAUCAAGCUUGGCUGUGGAAUGCUUCCUGCAGCGCUAGAAAAAACCAUUGUGUCAAUGAAAAAGGAUGAGAUGGUAGAAGUGCAUAUUCCUGCAAAGUUUCAUGAUGGAGUUGAUAGGCUGCAUUUGUUUAUUUUCUAUGCAAAACUAUUGAAAGCUAAAUUAAUUUUUUUUAAAAAAUGAUUUUAUUCUUUUAAAUGUGAUGGAAAUUUUAAUUAAAUUUAUUAUAAAAAAUAUAGAGUUCACUUGCUAACUCCCCCCCCCCCCUCCGUGAGCGAACAAAAAAAUUUUGUUCGCUCACGGAGGGGGGUUAAUUUUUUUUUUUUAAAAAAAAUUUAUAUAUAAAAUUUUAAAAAAUAUUUUUUUUUCGAAAUUUAAAAAAAUCCUAAUUUGCAAAAAUUGGGAAGCAAAUAUUAAUUUAAUUUGCAAAAUUUUAUGUUUUAAAAAACGCAAUUUGUUUAAAAUUAACAGAAAUUAGCUCUAGAUUUCAUUAUACUAAUUAUCACUUAUAUAUCAAAAUUUUUUUUUCCAUUAAAAUUGUUUUCUAUUAAAAAAAUUUUUGUUCACUCACGGAGGGUGGGUUUUUGGUCAAAAAAUGGCGAUUUUUCUAAUGGUUUUGUUCGCUCACGGAGGGGGGGGGGGGAGUAAGCUUUUUAAAUGUGCAUGAUUUAAGGGGAGAUGGAAUUUUGAUAAAGCGAGUUCUAAAUAAAGGGUCUGGAUAUGAUAGAGUUGAUGAAAAAGAUGAAAUAAAGUUCAGCGUAAAAAUCUGGCAAGGGGAUUCAGUUUUUUAUGAAAAUCAAGAAAUAGAUACUACAGGAAGCUCUGAGCUGAUUUGCCCUGGGCUAUUUGAAAUACUAAAAACUAUGAAAAAAGGCGAAAUUUCACAAAUUAUUGUAAAUUACCAUUAUUUCAUAGAAAAUUUCACAAGCAUAAAUAAAGAAAACCUCCUGCAAUCUGACGUAAAAGUUGACAUAAAUUUAAUGGAGCUCGUAAAAAUCAGAGACAUUUUUGGUGAUGGAUUUUUCUAUAAGAAAAUUCUUGAAUAUGGGGACAGAUCUAAUGCUUCCCAAUUAAAUGCAAAUAUCGAGGUAUUUUAUAAGCUCGUUAUAGAAGACCAAAUCAUUAUUUCCAAUUUUGACCAAGAACCCUUAGAAUCAAGACUAGAUGAAGAUGAAUUCCCAACUCUUUGAAUCCAAUGCAUAAAAUUCAUGAAAGUUGGAGAAUAUGCUAUGAUUGACUGCAAUUUGACUGGACCCAAUAAUAGCUACAUGAAUGAUGGGCUUAACCCAAUCUUAAACCCCGAAAUUCCUGAAAAUAUAAAGAAAGCUCAUGUGUAUUUAAAACUUUUUUCUUCAGAUUUAGGAAAAACAAAUCAUGGAAUGGAGGUUGAGGAGAGGCUUGAAGAAGCUUUGAGACUAAAAGAAGUAGCUCUUAAAUAUUACAAACUAGGAAAAAUAGAAAAAGCUUUAAAAAAAUACGAUGAUGCCAAAACAUCAGUUGAGCCAAUUAAAGAUGCGCCUGAGGACCAUAAGCCGACUAUUGUAAUACUUCUGAAUAAUAUUGCCCUUUGCAAUAUUAAGCUUGAAAAAAUGAGAGAAGCUGAAUUAGCUGUAAAUAAAGCUCUAGAAAUUUUCCCUGAAGACAUAAAAUCAUUGUAUAGAAGAGCUACCGCAAGAACAGGACUUUCAGACUAUAUUGGAGCUUUAAAUGAUUUAAAUUUGGCAAAAGAAGUCAUUAUAAGAAAAAAUGAAACUGAUAUGCUAGCUACAAUAGAAAACGAAAUCAAAAAAGUGCAAAUACUCAAUAAAAAAUAUCAUCAGAAAGAAAAAGAAAUUUAUAAAAAAUUAUUUAGAUAG